Molecule: messenger RNA, 2086 nt
Organism: Plectropomus leopardus (leopard coralgrouper)
Lineage: Eukaryota; Metazoa; Chordata; Actinopteri; Perciformes; Serranidae
Gene: bbs5
Product: Bardet-Biedl syndrome 5
Biological process (GO): intracellular transport; cilium assembly
Cellular component (GO): BBSome; ciliary basal body
Molecular function (GO): phosphatidylinositol-3-phosphate binding
Source: RefSeq, a predicted model, not a curated record
UUGCCACGGUGAUUAUGACGCUCGAGAGGUUCGUUCAGAUUAGCCAUUCUGACGUUAGCAUUAGCUGCUAAAGCAAAGGUAGUUUGCUCGUAAACGUUACUAAAGUAAGCCGAGGAGACAAUAACCUGCAAUCAUGGCAUCUGUUUUAGAUGCUCUCUGGGAGGACAGAGACGUUAGAUUCGACAUAACAGCACAGCAGAUGAAAACUCGUCCAGGAGAAGCACUAAUAGACUGUCUGGACUCCAUAGAAGACACGAAGGGAAACAAUGGAGACAGAGGUCGGCUGUUGGUGACAAACCUGAGAAUAAUUUGGCACUCUUUGGCCUUGCCAAGAGUCAAUUUAUCUGUGGGUUAUAACUCCAUCAUUAACAUCACAACAAGGGCAGCUAACUCAAAAUUGAGAGGCCAGACUGAAGCACUCUACAUCCUGACAAAGUCUAACAACACAAGAUUUGAGUUCAUUUUCACAAAUGUGGUUCCAGGAAGUCCACGGCUCUUUACUUCUGUCAUUGCUGUCCACAGGGCCUAUGAGACAUCUAAAAUGUACAGGGACCUGAAAUUGCGAGCCGCUCUCAUUCAAAAUAAGCAGCUGAGACUCUUGCCACGGGAGCAAGUGUAUGAUAAGAUUAAUGGAGUGUGGAAUUUGUCCAGUGAUCAGGGAAACCUUGGAACCUUCUUUAUCACCAAUGUUCGGAUUGUGUGGCAUGCCAACAUGAACGAGAGCUUUAAUGUCAGCAUUCCUUAUCUUCAGAUUUGGUCCAUUAGAAUAAGAGACUCAAAGUUCGGCUUGGCUUUGGUGAUAGAAAGUUCACGCCAGAGCGGGGGCUAUGUGCUCGGGUUUAAGAUUGACCCUGUGGAUAAGCUUCAAGAUGCACUUAAGGAAAUCAACUCAUUGCAUAAGGUGUACUCAGCCAACCCCAUCUUUGGAGUGGAAUAUGAAAUGGAAGAAAAGCCCCAGCCGCUGGAAGAACUGACGGUGGAACAGCCUCCUGAUGACGUUGAAAUUGAACCUGAUGAGCAGACCGACGCUUUCACUGCUUACUUUGCUGAUGGAAAUAAGCAACAAGACCGUGAGCCAGUUUUCUCAGAGGAGCUGGGCCUCGCCGUUGAAAAGCUGAAGGACGGUUUCACUCUUCAAGGACUGUGGGAAGUCAUGGGCUGAAAUAGUAUGAAAUAAUAGAUAAGACACAACACGCUUAACUCCUGAGUAGACUUGUAAGACUGAGUGUUGGAUCCGUGCUGUAGAAAAUCAGAAAAAGAAAGAAUAGGACAACAUGCCAAUCUGAGUGUCUGUGUAGGUUCUCAGUCGUCCAAGUCAUGGUAAUCCGAGGUUUCUAUUAAAGUGACAACUGGACUUUUCUUAAAAGAAAGAAGUGAAAGAAGUCCGGUUUCCACUUUUAAAGAAACCUCAUUUCGGGCAACGCCCUUUUUAGCGUGCUUUUUACUAAAAUAAUAUGAAACAUAUUUAUUUAAUUAAGCUUCAGAGUUGUAACGUUUAUAUGAUAUUGUGAGGAUAUUUGUGUAUUUUCUUGUAAUGACUAGAAUGUAAAAUAUAAUACGGUUUAUAUUGUUAAAAGUUAAAUGUAUUUAAAUAAAUAUUGGAGAGUACUUUUAAACAUGUCAGUAGGAUAAAUGCUUUAGGUUUGUAAUGUAUCUGGCAAACUAUUAAUUUGUAUUUGGAAAGAACACAGUGAUCUCGGGCUAAAUAAACGGCAUACGGUGCUGAAGUAUUUUAAAAAUCUGAGAAGAGGACAAACUGUCACCUCCGGUGGUAGCAGCUGUUCACUGACCCCUGUCUUGUUAGAUAACUCCCCUGUGGAUGUGUCACCCACAAAUACUGAAUCACGCUGUUGUGAAGUGGCCAUUACUGUCAGUGAAUGGUGACUCACUCCACACGUAGAUGUUUCUAGAAUACACAGGGUUGUAGUAAAUGCCAGCAAUAUCUGUGAACACAGUAAGUGCUGGAACAAAUACUCCUGCCAAUCUGUUGAGUGUUUUCUUGUGAAAGAAUACAUUUCACCCAAUAAGAUAUGAAAUCAAAAGGUCAUAGGUUAUUUCUGUGAGACCAUACAACAAUGUUGUCGCU